AAAGCUGUGCCUGAUUACCUUCUGCCUGCAGUAAUGUGCAAGCGGCUGUUGGUGCACGACAGCAUCCUUUUUGGCGCCUUGUCUGUCCGUGAGCUCGUGGAUAGACAGCUCAGGUCAUCAUCUGCUAGCAAAUCGCAUCACGCACUUUCAGAGCCAACUCCGACUAGGCCUAGACGGCGGCGACGACGACGCGUCGUAAUUUGCGCGGAGUUUCUCCCUGAUUUGAUAUUGGCAGGCGUCGGUUUCUGGCGUUGUUCGAUCGUCUGCAAUCGGAUCCUCGUCGUCCAGUUUGUGAUCGACGCCAUAGUAACAGCUGAUGAAGCUGGUAGCCACGAAGAAACUGCCGGGCAGCAGGCUUUCUGGGCGGUCCCCAGCUCUUCGAGGGCUGUUUAGCAAGGCAGGGCCCAUGAACGGUUUUAGCACGGAAGAAGAAACCCAGAGUGGUCACAACCAGAUCUGCUGUCUUCUGGACGAUGCUGACCGCUGCACCCGACCUGCCGGCAAUGCCAGCUACAGCAAACGGAUUCAAAAGACUGUCGCUCAGCGGAAACUCAAGCUCAACAUCGAUCCAAGUGCACGGCACAUCUACAUCUGCGACUACCACAAGAGCGUGAUACAGAGCGUGCGAACCAAGCGAAAGCGUAAGGACAGCGAGGAUGACAACGGUUCCAAUGAACAGGACAUGGACAUGCCUGAAGUAGACCUGUUCCAGUUGCAAGUGAACACCCUGCGUCGCUACAAGCGAUAUUACAAAGUCCCAAUGCGACCGGGUCUCAACAAAGCCCAGCUCGCGGAUACCUUGGCGCGGCACUUCCGCACGAUACCCAUCUCGGAGAAAGAAGCCAUCACGUUUUUCAUCUACAUGGUGAAGAACAACAGGAACAAGCUGGAUCAAAAGAACGGCGCGGAUGGAAGUUAGGGUCGUUGCAACAAAGGGAUAUCCGUUGCCACGCAACCGCAAGGGGUUGCAAUCAUGCCUGUUCAUUCUCUUUGUACAUACCAUACCCUUCAUUCAGCUGUACAUAUUCAGUCCAUGACAUAAGCUUUGUAAAUAAAUGUGAGCCAUUGUUAAUGGUCUUCACAGCACAGAUACUAUGC
Ornithodoros turicata is the source of this 1098-nucleotide messenger RNA. RefSeq names its product histone deacetylase complex subunit SAP30 homolog (gene Sap30). Gene Ontology annotation, molecular function: protein binding; transcription coregulator activity. Gene Ontology annotation, biological process: regulation of DNA-templated transcription. The transcript is spliced from 5 exons. Lineage: Eukaryota; Metazoa; Arthropoda; Arachnida; Ixodida; Argasidae. The record is from RefSeq and is a predicted model, not a curated record. Gene Ontology annotation, cellular component: histone deacetylase complex. Bases 317 to 919 code for a protein of 200 amino acids.